UUGAUCGAACUCGCAAGCAGCUGGAAUUGUGGAAGCUCUCUAUCGUAAUUUAGUGGCAGAGUUUCAAAGUGUCAUCCGUUAAUCCUUAUCAGACAAAACCUUCUACACUUGUUCCAAACCAAAUCCAUAGUAUUUUACUAAAAAUAACACGUGUUUUGAGAUGGUUGAAAAUUGAAAUCUCAUGAAAUCGACAAAAGAUUUUAUGUUAACAUCAUGACUUUGGCAACGUGCGGACGUGAAAUCUCUAUAAUCCCUUCCCACUUCACACUUCUCUCUCACUCUCUCAUCAAUGGAAGAUCGGUUGAAGGAGAAGGAAACGAUGGUGAAAGAGCCUCUCUUGGAGAGUGCUCAAGAAAAGGGCGGUUUUAGGACUCUGCCCUUCAUAAUUGGAAAUGAGGCACUGGAGAGGAUGGCAACUUUCGGGCUGUCGCCAAACAUGACUCUGUAUUUGAUCAAUGAGUAUCAUAUGCAGAUGACAACUGCGGCGAAUGUGUUGUUCAUGUGGUCGGCCGCCACGAAUUUCAUGCCGAUUGUUGGAGCUGUGAUUGCUGAUUCAUACUUGGGCAGGUUUCAUACAAUUGGAUUUGGAUCCAUUGUCUGUCUCGUGGGGAUAAUUCUUCUAUGGUCCACAGCGGUAAUCCCACAGGCGAGGCCUCCACCAUGUGAUCAGUCGAGCAUCGUUUGCAGCCCUCCGAUGAUCUUCCAGUUUCUGUACCUAUGCCUCUCGUUUGGACUGAUUUCUAUCGGGGCAGGAGGAAUCAGGUCGUCUUCCUUGGCUUUUGGCGCUGAUCAGUUGGAAAAGAAAGGUUUCCAUAAAAGCCCCGGUGCCAAACAGAGCUACUUCGGCUGGUACUACGCUUCUUUGACGCUAUCUAUCCUCGUCGCCCUAACUUGUGUCGUCUAUAUUCAAGAAAACUUGGGAUGGGGAGUCGGUUUUGCAGUUCCUGGUGUGCUCAUGCUGGUUGCUGUCAUCUCGUUCUUUCUGGCCUCCCCCUUUUACGUCAGAUUCAAGAGCAGCUCGAAUUUGAUCACGGGCUUCGCUCAAGUGGCCGUUGCUUCUUUCAGAAACCGGCAUCUCAAGUUGUCGGACAGCACGAGCGAUCUAUAUCUCUGCAGGGACGGCUUUGGGCUUAUGAUCCCGAGUGAAAAGCUAAGGUUUCUCAAUAAGGCUUGCGUUGUAAGAGAUGUCGGGAAAGAGCUGACCCCCGAUGGGAGAGCUGCGAAUCCAUGGCGGCUUUGCACAGUUGAGCGAGUAGAGGAGCUCAAGGCGCUACUGAGAGUCAUCCCGAUAUGGUUUUCGGGGAUGAUCAUGUCGAUAAACAUGAGCCAAAGCACUUUUCCGGUGCUCCAAGCGGUUUCGAUGGACCGGGAGAUAACUUCGAGUUUUGAGAUCCCGGCGGCCUCGUUUGGCAUGUUCGCGGUCGUAGCCGUGAUACUAUGGGUGGUCCUCUACGACCGCGCGUUUCUUCCCCUAGCCUCCCGGCUCAUGGGGCGGCCGGUCUGUGUGAGUGCUAGACGAAGAAUGGCGAUAGGGAUCUUCCUUUCGUUCCUAGCAAUGAUCGUCUCGGCCGCAGUAGAGGCCAUCCGUAGAUCCGUCGCCAUCGAGACGGGCAAAUCGAACCACCCGCAGGCUGUCAUGGCCAUGUCAGCGCUGUGGCUCGUCCCGCAGAACUUCCUCACGGGGUUCGCUGAGGCGUCCAAUGCUAUUGCGCAGAACGAGUUCUACUUCUCCGAGCUCCCGAGGAGCAUGUCGAGCAUAGCCUCCACGCUUCUCGGGAUCGGGAUGUGCCUGGCGAAUAUCCUCGCCAGCUCGAUAAUGAACACGGUCGACUACUUGUCGAGGCAAGGCGGAGACGAGAGCUGGAUCUCGAGCAACAUCAACAAGGGCCACUAUGAUUACUACUACCUUGUUCUUGCUGGUUUGAGCAUGGCUAACAUGUAUUUUCUCGGUUGUAGCGCCGCGUUCGGGCCGUCGACGGAGGAAGGGAAGCUGCCGGAGGAGGAAGAGAAUGGAUUUUGUGAAGGCGACGGAGGAACCGAAAAAGGAUUCCCCCAAAAACAAAAACAAGUGUCUAAGUGUUUCCCGUAAGAGAAAAGUAAAUGAAUCGACCAAGCAGAAUGUUGGUGUGGUCACUGGUGGAGGUGAAGGCGUUCCGGCUGCUGCUCCAAAAAAAAACAAGGCAUGAAAAGAGAAAGGAAGCCCUUGUCAACUACAAGCAGCUUGUGGUGAAGCCUGCGGAAGACUACGCAUCGUUGUUCACAAGAACAACAUCUUGUGCUCUUUUUAAGGCUAUAGGUCAGAUGAACGACCUACAGCAGUAUUCUGUUGGUCGUCUUGGAUUUGAUGAGAUUCUGGAGCUUACUAUUCAGGAUAUCCCCGGGAGGCUGAGCUACUUUGUGCUGGAUUCAUUUAAUAGGAGGCGAUGUGAUAUUACUCUACCUAAUGGUCAAACAAUCCCAGUGACUGAGGAUGAUGUCCACAAGAGUGCUUGGCUUCCCAAAAGGUGGAAAGAAGAUUCAGCUAAUCGACUCAAAUCAGACAACACCUUUGUGUCAGGAAUGGAAGCAGCAUUUUCCAAAUACACAUCCAAAGAAAAUCAAGAUAACCGAAGUAAAGGAUGCAAUGCUUGCACAUGAGGACGGAAGCAAAUGGUUUAAGAUCCAUUUCAUGGUUAUGCUCACUCACUGUUUGAUCGAGAGUACACGCAACGGAUGUGUGUUCCCCCGGAUGAUAAAGUGCCUGGAAGACUUGAACUCUGUUGGCCAGUGGAACUGGUGUGAGUUCGUUAUAAGAUCACUGAUUGAAAAUCAUGGAGAUUGGGAGAAGGAUACAGCGACAUACUUUGUCAAACCUACAUUGUUUCUGACGGUUUUUUACGUUGAUAGGGUACGAUGGCCAAACUCGGACAUAAGAAGGGAUUUCCCAUUGAUUAAGAACUGGAGUACGAAGUUAUUAAGGAAACGAGAGAGUGCUGAGAUUGCUGCUAAUGGUUUUGGGGUUGGUGUGGUCGUUGGACCUAUAGAUGUUGAGGCAGAGAUUGCACGUGCAGAGAUUGUUCGUGCAGAUAUUGACCGUGCUGCUAGACGGAAGGAUAUUGGAGAUGAUGGCGAGGGGGCACAUGUUGAUGAAUCUCUGGCCAUGAAGAUUACUCGUUUCAAGAAAGCAAGAGAUGCACUGAUCACAGUAGUAAAUGAUGCAGUCCCACAUGAUCCUGAAUCAAACACCCCUGAUUUUGAGGAAGCAAGGCGUUUGUUGUUGAGUGCGCCCAUUGUGACUACUAGUUUGGCAGUUGAAAAAAUUAAAGAGGGCAUCAAUGCAGUCAAUGUGGAUCACAUGACUGACACACACCCGUCGUGCGGUGCGGGCAAAAUACUUGUGUAUGCCCAGUACAGACAAUACACGCUCCUACGUCUCACAACAAGAACUCAGUCUUAGUGGUAAGUGUAGGGUCGAAUCCCACAGGGAGUGAGGAACCACUUUGUUCUCCAACGACAAACUGAGGUGUCACAAUUCUCAAUCUGUAUACUCUGCACAAGAAAUUAACAAGAUCAAUAAUAAAAGGGGGUGAGGUUAUUCGGUUAGGUCAUAACUGUUGUUA
Salvia miltiorrhiza (redroot sage) is the source of this 3599-nucleotide messenger RNA. Its product is annotated as protein NRT1/ PTR FAMILY 1.2-like. NCBI's taxonomy places the organism in Eukaryota, Viridiplantae, Streptophyta, Magnoliopsida, Lamiales, Lamiaceae. The coding region runs from base 290 to 2089 and encodes 599 amino acids. The transcript is spliced from 7 exons. Gene Ontology annotation, cellular component: plasma membrane. The record is from RefSeq and is a predicted model, not a curated record. Gene Ontology annotation, biological process: oligopeptide transport; transmembrane transport. Gene Ontology annotation, molecular function: transmembrane transporter activity.